Molecule: messenger RNA, 1606 nt
Organism: Camponotus floridanus (Florida carpenter ant)
Lineage: Eukaryota; Metazoa; Arthropoda; Insecta; Hymenoptera; Formicidae
Product: lysosomal aspartic protease-like
Exons: 10
Biological process (GO): proteolysis
Molecular function (GO): aspartic-type endopeptidase activity
Source: RefSeq, a predicted model, not a curated record
GAUGAUAAAUUUCCUUCAGUACGUUUAACCAAUUUCGAAAAUGUGAAUUAUUAUGGCUCUAUAAAAAUUGGAACUCCACAACAAGAACUUAAAGUUGUGUUUGAUACUGGUUCCGCAAAUUUUUGGCUAUUUUCCAAAAAGUGCACAAUCCUUGCUUGUUCAAAACGUCAUCGAUAUGAUAGUAUGGAUUCCUACACGUAUAUAUCAAAUAAUACUGAUAUUUAUAUAGGAUACAACGAUUAUAAUGUAAAUGGAUUUCUAUCUACUGAUACAGUGAAUAUUGCUAACCUCAAUGUAAAGAAUCAAACAUUUGCAGAAGUGGUAAACGUAUCAGAUGUAAAUAUAAUAUUAAAGUACCAUGUAAAUAAUUUAUAUAUAAAUAUACUUGAACGAAGAUUUGAUGGUUUCUUAGGCCUGAGUUAUUCCGAUAUAUCUCAGGAUGGAAUAACUCCUGUCUUCGACAACAUGAUUCAACAAGGCCUAGUGUCAUCACGCAUUUUCAGUUUUUAUCUAAAUAGGGAUUAUCUCAGGCGGCCGCGUAUAAAUAAACCCAAAUUGCAAAGAGUUCCUUUAGAUUAUAAUUCUACAUCAGUAUGUUUGACCAACGUCGAAAACGUGAUUUAUUAUAGCACUAUUAGCAUUGGAACUUCACAGCAAAAAUUUAAAGUUGUAUUUGAUACCAAUUCCUUAUAUACUAAGAUAAUUACUAAAAAGUCCAAAAAUUCUGUUGCUUCGGCACGUAGUCAAUAUAAUACGUCUUCCAACUCAUAUAUACCAAAUAACACAUCAUUUAAUGUACAAUUCCUCGAUUGCAAUGUAACAGGAUUCCUAUCUACUGAUACAGAGAAUGUUACCAACAUCAAUGUAGAGAAGCAAACAUUUGUAGAAGUGGCAAACAUAUCAGACGAACAUAUAUUUAAUUUGUACUUAAAUAUACCUAACCAAAAAUAUGGUGUUAUUGGCCUGAGUUAUUACCAGAUAUACGGUGGAAUAAGGACUCUCUUCGACUACAUGAUUCAACAAAGACUAGUGUCAUCACGUAUUUUCAGUUUUAAUCUAAAUAGAAACGUUUCAGCCGAUUUAGGUGGUAAAUUUAUAUUCGGUGGUUCCGAUCCUGCUUAUUACGAAGGAAAAUUUACAUAUGUUCCUGUUACUCACAGAGGAAUAUGGCAAAUUACCAUUGAUAGUAUCCGACUAAAUAAUUUUACUUGGUGCGAGAAAAGCUGCCAAGCAAAUGUUGACACAAGUACUUGGAAAAUAAUUGGACCAGAAAAGGAUGUUUCACUUAUUAAUCGACUAAUUGAAAUUAAUUCACAUGGAAGUAUAAACUGCAGUAGAAUUUUUCAUUUACCUACAAUCACGUUUAAUUUGGGUGGUAAAGCGUUCGAUCUUACCGGUAAAGAUUAUAUCAUUCGGCAUCCAGAUGAUAAAAGUAUAUGUGUAACCGUCUUCUGGAAACACGACCUAAUAUACGACGAUAAAAUGAAAUGGAUUCUGGGCAUACCAUUUAUGGGUCGUUACUACACCGAAUUUGAUAUGGAGAAAAACCGAGUGGGAUUUGCUUUUGCGAAAAAUGUAUAGAAUUUAUCAAAAUGUAUAAAAAAUC